This is a messenger RNA of Aptenodytes forsteri (emperor penguin), 2495 nucleotides long. It is a transcript of the gene LSG1, whose product is annotated as large 60S subunit nuclear export GTPase 1. The coding region runs from base 1 to 2130 and encodes 709 amino acids. NCBI's taxonomy places the organism in Eukaryota, Metazoa, Chordata, Aves, Sphenisciformes, Spheniscidae. The transcript is spliced from 13 exons. Gene Ontology annotation, biological process: ribosomal subunit export from nucleus. Gene Ontology annotation, cellular component: cytosol. Gene Ontology annotation, molecular function: GTPase activity; GTP binding. The record is from RefSeq and is a predicted model, not a curated record.
AUGCCGGGGCGGUGUGAGGACUGCAAGGGGUUCACGCUGCGACGGCCCUGUGGAUCAUCAUCACCGAGGGUGAUGCCGGUGCAGCUCAGGGUGUCGCAGCCCGGGGGCAGCCCCGGGGCAGCGCCGCUUGGCAGGGCCAUGGCGGUGGCGGCACACCUCCGCCGUGGUUGUUUUUCAGUCACCGAGGGCGGCACACCCCACUUCCUGCACCGGCGGCCCCGGCGCGUCACGGCACCCUCGGGGUGGGGCUCGCCGGGCCAGGGGGACUGUGCCGGGCACCCGUCCUCCCGCCAUGCUGCCAGCCAAGGGGUGCAGAGGCAGGGCUGGGGACAGCUGGCUUUGGAUGACUGCUUCUCCCUUCCUGCAGAGCGUCUGAACAUCCAGAUCGUGUCAGCCCAGAGCCGCACUGGCCUGCUCACGGCCCAGGAGGCCCAGCGUGUCCGGCAGCUGCAUGAGGAGAACCGGCAGUUCCUGCGCAUCCCACGGAGGCCACGUUGGGAUAGGGCAACCAGUGCGGAGGACUUGAAGCAAGCCGAGAGGGAGAGCUUUCUUGAAUGGAGGCGACAGCUUGCCCAUCUUGAGGAAGAAAAACAGUUAAUUCUAACCCCAUUUGAACGAAACUUGGAAUUUUGGCGUCAGCUUUGGAGAGUCAUUGAAAGAAGUGAUAUUGUAGUCCAGAUAGUAGAUGCUAGAAACCCCCUUCUGUUUAGAUGCCAAGAUCUGGAAAGUUACGUUAAGGAAGUCAGCAAUGACAAGGAGAACAUGAUCCUGAUAAACAAAGCAGAUUUGCUGAGUGAGGAGCAGCGGGCAGCUUGGGCACAGUUCUUUGAGAAAGAGGGUGUUAAGGUGGUGUUCUGGUCAGCUUUGGCAGAGUGCAAACGGCUAUCCGGAGAAGCAAAGGAACUAGACACUGGAGAUGUAGCAGAGGACCCAAGUGAUUCCGAGGAUGAAAGCUCCAGUCAAGAAGAUGAUGAGACAGCACAAGAUAGCGCAGAAAGCACAUCCACAGGCAAUGCUUUGCAAACGGUAAAUCAAGUUCUGGUUAGUGACGAUGACAGUAGUGAUGAAUAUGAAGACUGUGAAGAUGAUGAAGAGGAGGCCUGGCAAACCUGUUCUGAAGACGAAGGCGGGGACAAAGUAAACGCUAUUGCCCCAGAGAGGAUGGAAAGCAGGACUGAUGGUGCUGCAGUGCAGCCUGUAGUGCAGGAGCAGAACAGGAACAUCAGGAACUUUAGCCAUCUGGUACAGAGAAACGAGCUGCUGGAGAUAUUCAAAACCAUGCACAGUGGACCAAGGGUGAAGGAUGGGGAAGUAAAUGUUGGGCUGGUGGGUUACCCUAACGUUGGCAAAAGUUCGACCAUCAACACAAUCCUUGGAAAUAAGAAGGUGUCAGUGUCUGCUACACCAGGCCGUACAAAACACUUUCAGACCCUGUAUGUGGAGCCUGGCCUGUGCCUGUGUGACUGCCCUGGUCUGGUGAUGCCAUCUUUCAUCUCUACCAAGGCAGAAAUGAUUUGUUCUGGAAUUCUGCCUAUAGACCAGAUGAGGGACCAUGUCCCACCCAUUUCUCUAGUUUGCCAGCAUAUCCCACGAAACAUUUUGGAAGCAACCUAUGGAAUAAAUAUCAUAAGGCCGAGGGAAGAUGAGGAUCCGGAUCGAAAGCCAACAGCUGAAGAGCUGCUAACAGCAUACGGAUAUAUGAGAGGCUUUAUGACAGCUCAGGGACAGCAAGACCAGCCGAGAUCAGCCCGAUACGUGUUAAAAGACUAUGUCAACGGGAAGCUGUUAUAUUGCCAUCCACCUCCUGGCAUUGACCCAAACGAUUUUCAGCACCAGCAUCAAAGAUGCCCACAGAGCAGAACUCUGCAGGCCAGUGGACAGGUGAAGCCUGAGAAGAAUACUAAAGCAAAACAAAUCGAAAAUGUGGUGGACAAAACAUUUUUCCACCAGGAGAACGUUCGUGCCCUGAUGAAAGGGGUCCGGGCUGCAAUGGGAUACCGGCCCGGCAGUGGCCUCGUGCCUGUGACUACACCCAGUCCUGGGAAUGUGGUAGGAAAGCCCUGGAAAAAACACGGAAACAGGAACAAGAAGGAGAAAAUUCGCAGGAUCACUAAGCACUUGGAGGCUUAGCUGUGGCACCGGUAUCUGGGACUGCACUGUCCUGCAGGCCUGAACCGAGGGGGGAAAAAAGCAUAAGUGGGCAUCACUAGCUCACCUGGGAGCUCCGUCCUAUGGAUUGGCCUGGGCCGGGGAUAAGAGUGGGCUCAUGGCUGGAGCUCAUCCCUUCCGAGAACAAAAGAGACCUGGCCAUUCGUGUUAUCUGGAAGCCAGCCCAGACGUUUGACUGCUGCUGAAACAUCCUUUCAAUGAGAGCAGAUGGAACCAUGCGGGAAUGUGGUGGGUUUUUUUUUUUCCUUCCAUAAAGGAUGUAUUUUAUAGCUGUUGGGAUCAAAGCAAGCCCUGUAAAACUGACUAAAAUAUUUAAACAGUUGAAU